Botrytis cinerea B05.10 is the source of this 2979-nucleotide messenger RNA. RefSeq lists its product as hypothetical. The record is from RefSeq and is a predicted model, not a curated record. Bases 111 to 2720 code for a protein of 869 amino acids. NCBI's taxonomy places the organism in Eukaryota, Fungi, Ascomycota, Leotiomycetes, Helotiales, Sclerotiniaceae. The transcript is spliced from 2 exons.
GGGUCUAUUGAUCCGUUUCAUUCAUUCAUUGAGUGCUGUUUUUGAUACGAGUAACCAAUUUUCAUAUUUCUUCCAUUUUUCUUUGAAAUUUCAAUCAUAAUAUCUAUAUCAUGCGUCAAUCAGUCUUUGCCCUUGCGGCUCUUUCCUUAUGGCAGAGUUGUACUGCUCAAGCUACCAAAGAAACUCUAGUUCCAUAUCAUCCGAGAGAUCUAGGUCUUCAGAGAAGAGAUGCACCACCUAGCAUCACUCUUCAAAAUGAGCUCAGUCUUAUCUGGGGAUCGGCAAAUGGUUCAACUUUUGUCAAUGUAACCCUUAACACAGGCGAAACCGAACUUGUCAUUUCUACCGAACAUUUUGCCGAUAGUCUCACAGACGUGCAAUGCAAUGGUGACCUUGUUCUUACCUUCAAAGACAAUGCUACUUUCCAAGAUGCCAUUUCUGAUUGGGCCUGGGUCAAUUUUCAUGAUAAUCGUACAUUUUUCAUGAUCAAUAACUGGGGUCCAUGCGCUGCUGCGUCUGAAUCUGGUAGACAGCCAUGGAUUGUUCACGGAGUCGAUGUCUAUGAUGAGCAAAACUUCAUCGUCAACUUCAAUGCUUCUCUUUCAGACUGGGAUGAUGUCAUGACUGGUGCUGUUAUCGAGUUCGGUUCUAUGUCAGCGUCCACUGCAUCCAAGAGAACCGACACUGUUAGCAAAACCCUAUCUCUCAGCGUAGCUCACAGCCUUCCUCAGACAUUUUUCAGCAAAUCUACCAACAAUGGACUAGACUUCUCCAUCGACUGUCCCGGUUGUGCUACCACCGGUACUAUCGAUGUUCAAGGAAAGAUUGUUAUGAACACUGUCAUCGGCAUUCCAACCAGCGUCAAGUCUAUCUCUCUUACUGCCACCCCAAAAGGUGUGGGUGCUAACUUAGCUCUUGGAUUCUCUGUUUCUGGUACAUUAGGUAGUGGAUGGACCAAAGACUGGAAUUUGGUUACUGUUGGUCUUCCAGGAUGGUCUAUUCCAAAGAUCAUCGACUUGGGUCCUCAAUUCACCGUCGAUGCCGGUUUCACUCUCAGCGGUAUCGAAGGAAGUGCUUCAAUCAGCGCUGGUGUCAACAUUGCCAUUCCAGAUUCUUCUUCCGCUGUUCUUGGUAUCGACGGUAUGGAUUCUAGCUUCAGCGGCUGGGUUCCAAAAGCUACCCCUCAAACUCCCAAGGUCAGCGUUGAGGUUGAUGGAAGCUUGGAAUUGUACACCGAACUUGGUCUUGAUAUCGGACUUACUGUUCUCAGCAAGUGGGGUUUCGGAGGUGGACUUUUCCUCAGAAUCCCAGAGGUCAGCAUUGAUCUUGGAGCCGAAUUCAACACUCAAGGUGUAUGCCCUGGAUCAGCCGAUGUUUUCGGUGUCAAGUUAGGUGCAACUGUUGGUGUCGACCUUAACCUUGGUGUUUACACUGAAUCUGGCGGAGACAAGAGUUGGAAGGCAAAGAAAUCCAUGUACACCAACAGCAACUUGAUCACUCCCAUUGACAAAUGUUUCCCUCUCGGCCCAACUCUUCCAGCUAGUGUUAAGGGUGUCGCUAUCAAGACUGUUGGUACCGUUCCAGUUUCUUCUGCUAAGGCCGUUUCGACCACCAAGGCCGCUGCUACUACCAAGGCUACUACCUCCGCUAAGCCAACUAGCGCUGCCUCUUCAUCUAAGGCAUCAGCUGUUUCUGCCAGUGCCACUGUUAAGACUUCAGGAUCAGCAUCCGCUACUAGCAUCAAGGUCUCUGGCACCGGUGCAUCUUCAUCUAUCAAGGCCUCGGGAACCACUGUAUCUUCUAUUAAGGUCUCUGGAACAGGAGUCUCUUCAAGCAAGAUCAUUGGAACCGCUGCUUCUUCCUCUGCUCACGGAUAUGGAUCUACUCCAGCUUCUUCCUCUGCUCACGGAUAUGGAUCUGCCCCAGCUUCUUCUUCUGCUCACGGAUACGGAUCUGCUCCAGCUUCUUCCUCUGCAGUUGGAUAUGGAACUGCCCCAGUCUACCCUACGACUACAAAACUCUCCGAGACUGGAGUCGUUUCAUCUAGCAAGGUCGCCGGUACUGGUGUCUCCUCGGCUCCCUCUUACGGUGCCCAUCCUGAUACUACCGCUUCAUCUAUCAAGGGUGCCAGUACCUCAACUGCCAAGACUUCUGGCACUGUUGUGAUUAGCAGCUCAGUUUACAUCUCCGCUUCAGGAGUUAGCUCAGUCAAGACUGCUAUCGGUUCAUCUGCCUCAUCUGUACUCGGACUUGAGACUAGCAAAGUUUCCUCUUCUUCAGCUAAGGCAACCACAACAGCCGGUGCUCCAGUUUACGGAGGAUCUUCCACUUCUUCCGCUCUUGGUCUCGAGACAAGCAAAGCUUCUUCAACUGCUGUCUCUUCCACCAAAGUUUCCAGCACAGUCCUAGCAAGCUCCACCUCAACCAAAGCCUCCACAACAGUCAUUCCAACCAAGACAGCUACCGGAAGCGUUGCCCCAGCCCCAACAGCCACCGGCACAAUCUCCACCUGUGACAAAUGGGUCACUAUCGAAGAUGACAGCUGCUCUUGCACCAACAUUGAAAACUACUACGGUGUCAGCGCCGCUAACCUCAACCUCUGGAAUCCUGCUCUCGGAAGCGAGUGUAAGUUGACCAUUGGACAAGCCGUCUGUAUUGGAGUCAAGGGAGCCUACAAGCGAUCUGUCAAUGGCCGUCUUGCUCGAUUCGUUGAUGCUUAAUUGAAAUACUCUGUACGGAAGUAAUAAAGGGCGGUAUUAGAUGUGAUAUGAAUGAUAUUUGAAUUUUUGGAAGGAUCAAUGGAUUGGAUUUUUGGAUUUCUUUAUGUUUCUUUUUUAUUUUCUUAGGGAUUGGAUUGGGUUAGAUCGAAUCGGAUCGGCCGGUAUGCAUGGCUGGAUUUGGUAGGGACUUAUUUAUUGCAUUGUUGCAUUUUUGUAUGAAUAGAAUUAAAAGAUUGGGGAUGAAAGAAAAUGAAAUUUA